AUGCCGCACAAAGUCAACGACUCCAACUCAACGUUGGCCAGCAGAGGCAGCGGCGACCAAGUGGUAGCCACGGAAGUCCGGAAUCUGAGUACGUCAAGGGCCCCUGUCUCCGAUCUCCCAGAUCCCAAGCUAAUGCAGACCCCAGCAGCCAAUCCCGUCCGCAAACCCCCGGUCAUCGUCCACAACAAGGGUGGCCAGAUCUACGACGAGACACGGCCAUCAGACUGGGACAAGCAACGGUGGAAAUAG
This is a messenger RNA of Penicillium canescens, 249 nucleotides long. RefSeq lists its product as uncharacterized. Lineage: Eukaryota; Fungi; Ascomycota; Eurotiomycetes; Eurotiales; Aspergillaceae. The coding region runs from base 1 to 249 and encodes 82 amino acids. The record is from RefSeq and is a predicted model, not a curated record. The transcript has a single exon.